GCUCAUACCUUGAAGCGGUUCUGACUCAAAACCACCACCACCAUCGUCGCAGACAACAUCGUUGCGCUGCGCAAGAACUCUUGCUUUUACUCUCUCUCCUUAUUUUAUGCACAAUAGACCUACUGAAUCUAAUCAGAACAAGGAUAAAUAUCGAACGAAGCAUCAGCAAACUCGCAAACAUUCUAGCCAAUAUGGACGCAUUCAACCAAAAUCAAAACCCGUUCGGGGAGGCGAAAGCUUGUUGUUUGGCAUACCAAACGAAUCUCUUACACACAUCACAUCGUUCCUCGACCCGCCGUCUCUUAUCACACUCUCGCAGACCAAUAGAAGGCUAUACCAACACGUAGCGGACGAUAAUACGUGGCGUAGGGCAUUUGUUUACCAGUUCUUGGGCGUCCUGCCAGAGGAUGACAUCCAACACGGUAAUGGGCAUGACACCACUGCGUCUAGUAGAAGCAUGAUGCUUAGAAAAAUGGAGUCCUCUUGGAAGCGCGAAUUUGUCUUCCGGUGGAAUCUCAGGCGACGAUGGGAACGAUCUCGGUCUACAGCAGUGACCCACGUUCCUACGCAUUCGUCAAUAGGAAGGAUUCAUUUGAUGCCUGUGCCGAAUACCGUUGGUCCCCAAUCUCACGCCGUACUAAGCUCUUCCCUUCAAUACGGCAUCGUCGCUCGGUCAUUCCCCUUCAGCGGCCGAAUCCUUCGUGGUUACCUUGAUGCAGCUGGUACUUUGAACGGCCUCGGAAUUGGGAACCCCAAUGCAGAGUUUUCGCCGGAUCUUAUGAAAUGCGCUAUGACAUCGGACGGUGGCACGGCCAAGGUCUUGUGGGGUUUUAGAAAUGGUAGCGUCGCGGUCACAAAUGCACCUAAAGCCAUGGAGGGCGCUCGACCAGUAUCUGCGCGCUGGACGAAAUGUCAGCUGGACGAUGCUCAUGAUGGAGCAGUGGAGGACGCGGUCUGGGCUGGUAUAGGCAGCACGUACGCUGUCACAGCGGGCGCCGACGGACGUGUUAAGCUCUGGGAGGCCAAGCGUAUGGCUUGUCUCUGGACUUCACCCUUGAAGUCUGGACAGCUAUUGAAGGACCCCUGCGUGAAGGUCGCGGCUGACCUCAAUGGCGGUGUCAUCGCAGGCUUGAUGAAGAGCGGAGAGCUCAUCAUUUGGUCUGGUUUGACUGGAAUCGUAUCUGGCGAUGUUUCUCCCUCAGAAAUUCGUGAGAAUCGCGCUGCUCCUCCAAACCUCCCUCCAGUCUUCAUCAACCCUAGUGAUCGAGAACCUUUGGCUCUAUAUAUGCGCCUUUCCCCUUCGAAACGUGUUUCCAUCAUCACCGCAUAUGUAGAUGAUCCCCUUCUAUACCGAACCACAGUCGACAUCGACGAUGGAGACAUAGAGCGAAGCAUUUUCGGCGACAGCUCUGCAGCCGCCGUCACUUCAUUGCAACCAGUUUUUGCUACUAAUCCGGAUGAGCCGAGCUUUGUCAUCGUCGGCGACAAGCUUGGCUAUGUCAGUGUCUUUCCAUGGGAUGCGUCUGGUUCUACUGUAGCACCUAACCGCAGAUUUCAAGCCCAUGGUGACAGUGCAGUCUCUGCGAUUGCGUGGUCGCCUGCUGUCGUUGUUACCGGUUCAUCCAAAGGCACGAUCAGGGCAUUCGACUCGCUGAACUUCGCUUGUCUUCGUACAUUUCCUGCUACCGGUCGACCUGCCAUUGGUGAAGCACCCGAUCCUGUGAGCAAUGUUGUUGUGGAUAGGGAAGCGCUUGCAGCGAGCAUUGGGAGCCGCGUUAUGGGUUGGUUUGCAGGGCCUGUGGGACGAGAGAGGACACAUCACAAAGGCAGGCACGCCAAGUCGUCGAAGUCGCACCCCCUUGCGAAGUGGCAGCAACAAGUGGAGUUGUAUCGAGACAUAGCAGAAUCGCGUCAAGAGUUAGAGCACGAACAGGCACAUACGAGACGUACCUUCGGACGCGAACGCGAGCAGCAAUCGACGUUGGCGCACUUGGGUUUGAAUGAAGUAGAGGCGGUUGAGUAUGUCCUGAUGCUUAGCCGUGAAGAGGAAGAAUUGCGUCGGAGGGCACGAGCAGUGGCUGCGAAUGCGGAUGAAGGAGUCUUUUUCGAUGACUUCGACGAUGUUUCGACGCCGCUUCCUACGGAAGAGCACUUCUUUGACUCGCCUAUUGCAGGGCCUUCUAGAGCGACAUCUUCGCAUCACUCUGUGCCGUCCAGGGGAAGUCGUUCUCUCAAUGGUCGUGCUUUGCUGCACGUUGUCGAGCCAUCGAGCCACAAGGUCCAUGUCUCUCCACGUCAUCCCCCGGAGCCCUUGGAAGCAGGGCCGAGUAUCAGUCCGAACGAUUCACUUCCGAGGAGCGUCUCGAGUAGCUCCUCCUUAAGUAGCUCUACUCCGUCACCGGACGAUCCGUUACAAUUCCCCUCCGUGAGCUCAACCCCCAUCCACCGUUCCGUUCCAGGGAGCGUUGGGUCAGGCCAGAGCGCCUGGAGCACACCCCUCCGACGUUCUGAAUCCGUUGGCGGUUCGUCUUCUCCCCGCGCGACUUAUUCCUCAGUGGCAUCAUCGCCCGCCGGUGAACAACAUGCCUUCAUGCAACCUUCGAGUUUGUCUUCUAGGUUGGGGAAUCUCACAAUGGGUCCCUCGACAAGCGCGAGUGCAAGAACCGAAUUAGAAGAUAGAGAAGCGGAGGAGCUGAGGUUUGCUAUAGAGUUGAGUCUUGCUGAGGCAAGAAGUCGUGGUGAGGACAUUUGAAUAUGCUUUGAAUAUGUCGCGUUUUGUGCACCCAAUAUUGCAAGUGUUUAUAUGAUGGCUUGGGUAAACUAGGCUAUGCUUUUCUUUGUAGACCUUCUUUAUGCGUAAUGGGAUAUUUUCCAACAUCAAAGUCGCUUGAAGAUUGUAAGAACUUAAGUGCAUGAAGAAUCUCGCUUCAGAAGCUUCUGUGGUGUAGCUGAGUUGAAUGAGCAUCCAUUCCUUUCGCAUGGACUUGCUAAUCAUAUGGAUGUGCGUGCCGAAAGCUAGUAGAUUGAUACAUCGUGUGCAAAGAGGUCCGGAUUGCAACGUCGAAUAUAUCUCAGUAGAUAGU
Messenger RNA from Somion occarium, 3083 nucleotides. The record is from the annotation of a GenBank genome assembly. NCBI's taxonomy places the organism in Eukaryota, Fungi, Basidiomycota, Agaricomycetes, Polyporales, Cerrenaceae.